AUGGCCAUCGAGACCGAGACACCACGUGGCGCGUGCAGGACCCGGGACAACCCAGCAGCUGACGACGUGCCAUGUAAAGGCUCCGGAAAAGACCGCGUCUUUGGCCCGUCGGUCGAAGCCGUCCGCGCCGUCGUGCGCCUCCAGCCGCUUCGCCCGCCCAGUACCAUGUUCACGCAGCGCUCCGAGGGCAGCCUUGCGCCCAUUCAGCACCAUCCGCUGCCG
Molecule: messenger RNA, 222 nt
Organism: Saprolegnia parasitica CBS 223.65
Lineage: Eukaryota; Oomycota; Saprolegniomycetes; Saprolegniales; Saprolegniaceae
Exons: 1
Source: RefSeq, a predicted model, not a curated record